UAUAAUCACAUUUCUUUUCAUUCGCACGUUCGCCAUCCCCAUCGACUGGUGCCCCGCACUUCAAAACCCAACAAUCGCCCUUCUUUAGGCGGCUGCCUCUCGAAAUCCGCCUGGCAAUAUACCAUCACGCCCUCUCCUGCCAUCGCGUCCACCUCGUCAGAAUCCCUGGGAAAGUGGCCAGUUUUGCCUGUGCGGAGGGUACCGAGAAGGGAUAUACAUGUUUCAAGGGCCGGGGGGAGGACUAUGCCUGUUUGUCUACCAGCCUUCAUCAUCCAAUGGUGGGUUAUGGGCCUAUUUCCUUUGGCAAUCUGCCGCAGGAGCUGGAAGCGGCCCCCGUGACGUUCGCGGACGGCGCAAAGAGAGGCAUCGUUGGCGCUUUGGAUUUGUUAUCUGUUUGUCGGCAAGUCUACACCGAAGCAAUCACAGUGCUGUACAAACACCUGAUAUUCCAAAUGGACCUAAUCACUCUCCUGGCCUUCUCAAUCUCCAUCCCCGAACCCCACCUCAAAGCAAUCACAAAACUCGAAAUCAGCGGGCCGCGGCUCAACUACGUAGACUCCUGCUACUACCUCCAAUAUCUACCCUCAUUCCGCCAAAUUCGCCGACCCUCAUCAUCAUCAUCAUCAUCAUCAUCAUCAUCAUCAUCAUCAUCAUCAUCAUCGUCGCCAUCACCACGACAGUCCCGCUCAUCCUCCGCCACCUCCUCAACCACCCAACAAGCAAACAACCCCAACCCCAACCGCAUCGCCAAACCCCCCACCAUCCCAUCCCCAACCCUCUACAAAAUCAACCGAAAACUCACCUCCUUCACCCGCUACCGCGCCCAGGACAUUCCCAUCUACACCCCGCGCCCCCCCACCGCCUGGGAAGAGACAUGCACCUGCCUCCUCCCGCGCCUCUCGGGUCUCUGCGAGCUGCGCAUCUCGCUCAAGCGGCCCUGGGCCUUCAGCGAGCGGUGCAUGUCGCCUGCGGCGGAGCGGUAUCUGCUGCGCCCGCUGGUGGAGGCUGUCGUGGCCGCUGACGGCCACGACGGUGGGGGUGCCAAGUUAGCGCUGCUACGCGUGUUUGAGGUGUGGGUUGAUUGGGAGGAGGGGGUGGAGGGGCAUGGGUGGGCGGAGAAGGGGGUGUGGCCGCUGCGGAGGGGUAGGACGGCGCUGCCGGGGGAGGGGUUGGAGGGGCUUGAGACGGAGGAGGUGGAUAUGUGGAGGCCUAGUGCGUUUUUGUUGGAGAGGGGGAGUCGAGCGGCUUUGCUUCAGCAGGAGGGGUGGGAGGUGUGGGGGGAUGAGCGGUGGGAGUCGUAUUUGGUGAAGGGGGAAAAUAAGGAUAAGGAUAAUGAUAAGAGGGGUCGGGAGGGUGAGGAGGUAGAGGGGGACGAGAGUGAAGAUGGAGAUGGAUAUGAGGAGGAGAAAGGGGGGAAGCUAUGGCAGGACGCGCCGUUUAAGGUGAUUCGGUCCUUUGAAUCGAGCGAUUCGAUGAGGGAUUCUUGGUGAUGCGUUCGUUGUAUCGGAGGUUUAGUUAACCUUUUUUGGCACCGCGAUCCGCUAAUCGCAGCCAGUCAAUCGGUCAGUAUUCCAAGGUUGUCGGUACCCUUUGUCGUUAAGAGGAUGUGAUCCCUUGGCUUCUGUUUACUUCAUUUUUCUUUUUCCCUACAAUCCAAUGAGCAUAUUUGAUAUAUGUCUUUACCAAUCCUACCAGUUUCUUAUAUGUGAAUAUGCCCAAGCCACUGUCUGCAACCACAGAUAAGAGGUCACGAGGACAGGCUGGCUUUGGAUAUAGUAUCUUCCCGCAUGAUUCCCCCGUUUGUUUGAGCGACUUUAUAUAGCGUUUUUUCUUAUUCAUUACAUAUCUUGUAUGAAACUUGAAACAUGCUCAUACCGUCAAAUCUUUUCCAUCGCAUUUCAGAUGUUAUGGUAGAUGGGAUGAUAUGCUACAGACCUCUCACCAUCCAUUCGCAAUAUAAGUAAGUAGUAAGUGGUAAGUACUUCCCAGCUGCUAUAUUUAUUGCCAGCGGCAGGUCUCGUUCUCUUCCAUGAACCGGGGAUGUAAUUUU
This is a messenger RNA of Blastomyces dermatitidis ER-3, 2050 nucleotides long. RefSeq lists its product as uncharacterized. Lineage: Eukaryota; Fungi; Ascomycota; Eurotiomycetes; Onygenales; Ajellomycetaceae. The record is from RefSeq and is a predicted model, not a curated record. The transcript is spliced from 2 exons. The coding region runs from base 276 to 1490 and encodes 404 amino acids.